Molecule: messenger RNA, 1452 nt
Organism: Dalotia coriaria
Lineage: Eukaryota; Metazoa; Arthropoda; Insecta; Coleoptera; Staphylinidae
Gene: Cpsf5
Product: cleavage and polyadenylation specificity factor subunit 5
Exons: 6
Coding region: 248-988 (246 amino acids)
Cellular component (GO): mRNA cleavage factor complex
Molecular function (GO): mRNA 3'-UTR AU-rich region binding
Source: RefSeq, a predicted model, not a curated record
CACUUCAGCUUUCUUCAGCAUUUUGCAUUUAGCAAAUGGCUGUCUGCUGUUUCUGUUUUUACCGCUUCUGUUUAACCGGUCUUGAUUAUUUACCAGCACACGUUUGCGUUUUUCACUUAAAUCUGCGCGAAGAAUCCAUAGUUUAACAGUAACCGUUCUAGCCAAGUUAAUAGGCCGCAUCAGUGUGUGUAUUAAAUUAAUAUUAACUUGCGGCAUCUAUUCGUGGGUAUAGUGUUGGCCGAGUGUUAUGUCAAUGGCUUCUAUGAACGCCGCGCAAUUGAAGCAAAACAACAUGGCAGGUACAGGCACAGGUUGGCCGCGUCGAAACAGCCAAAGUUCCAAUAACUCCGCCGCCGUAACAGCUUCAUCCACUUUCGAUCAGAAAUACCCAUCGGCGGCACUCAAUCGCAUCAUCAAUUUAUAUCCGUUGACGAAUUACACUUUCGGCACCAAGGAGCCGCUCUUCGAAAAAGAUCCAAGCGUGCCAGCGCGUUUCCAACGCAUGCGAGAUGAAUUUGAACGUAUCGGCAUGCGACGCAGCGUGGAAGGAGUUCUAUUGGUGCAUGAACAUGGCCUCCCACAUGUUUUACUUCUUCAACUGGGCACAACAUUCUUUAAACUACCAGGAGGUGAACUGAAUCCUGGUGAAGAUGAAGUUGAAGGACUCAAACGUCUGUUAACAGAGACCCUGGGCAGGCAGGAUGGCGUCAAGCAAGAAUGGCUCGUCGAGGACAUCAUUGGCAACUGGUGGAGGCCGAACUUUGAACCGCCGCAAUAUCCCUACAUACCGCCGCAUAUAACAAAACCGAAGGAACACAAGCGAUUGUUCCUUGUACAACUACAAGAAAAAGCUUUGUUUGCGGUGCCUAAGAACUACAAGUUAGUAGCAGCACCUCUCUUUGAACUGUACGACAAUUCGCAAGGAUACGGUCCGAUUAUUUCUUCACUGCCACAAGCGCUGUGCAGAUUUCAAUUUAUAUACAUGUAAAGUAUGAAGAUUGCAAGGUGAACAAGGAUGGAUCUGUACAUGUGACUGAGUGUUGAAAAAUAUGAUUGAAAGCUUCACAAAUUUGCAUCUUUGGACAAUAUGUAUGUAAAGCAUUUUAUAAACUGGGAACUUCAUAUUUUCUUGAAGAAGUAACAAUGAAUGGCAGGAUAAUUCUAUGAGUUUUUAGCACAACUUACUUUUUAAUUGAAUAGCAUUACUUUAUAUGACAUACGAUUUUGUUGUAUGUAUUUAUUUGAUGGCGUAUGGUUAUGUCGUCGCUCAUUCACAUCAACUAAAUAGAUAAUUAGUACAAAUAUUAUUUUUAUGCUAUUUAUUAGCUUACUGACUUUGGAUUAAUUGUCAAAUAGUGUUCUAGCUACACGAUUUAGUCACCACAUGUAAAAACUUAGUUAUAAUUUACACAAAUGAAAUAAAAUAUUGGAUUAAUAAAUAAUUACUGCAGA